Enterospora canceri is the source of this 648-nucleotide messenger RNA. The record is from the annotation of a GenBank genome assembly. Lineage: Eukaryota; Fungi; Microsporidia; Enterocytozoonidae.
AUGGAUGAGGAUAAUUGCAGUCAUAAUAAUUUAGAUGGUGCAUUCUGUGUAGGCUGUGGGCUAGAAAUAGAUGCAAUUUAUCUGGUGUGUGAUGAAUAUAGGCCAAUAAAAGUAGAAAACAAAGGAAAAUACACUAUUAAGAACGAGAUUGUUGACUACAAAGUAAAAGUUCGAAAAAUGCUUAGUAAUUUCAACAUGGUGAUGUUGGAAGAAAGUGUUCUAAAUACAGUAAGAGGGAUGAAGUUUAAGGCAAGAUUAUCGGCAAAUGACAGAAUAUUACUGAUCCUGUACGAUAAAUGCAAAAUGGAGAAUAUACCGCUGCUUAUUGAUGAUAUUCUCAAGUACAGCAACCUGAAGAAAGAAAAAUUACUAAGAAUUCACAGAGAUGAUUUUGAGUAUAAGAAGAAGGAAACGAGUCUCCUAAUGAGUUCAUUCAAUAGAGCGGCUGACUAUGCAACCAACAACUACAACAUGAAGGUUGGAAUACAGUUUGAAGAGGUAUUUGGAAAAAAAGACCAGUUUGUAAACACAAAUUUCUAUAAGCUCUGCCUUGUUAUGAUAUUAGCUGAAGAAAGAAACAAGAGUAAGGCAAUGAAAGAAUAUUUAAGACAAAACAGACACAUAGUUAGUAAACUAAAUAAAUUGUAG